Micropterus dolomieu (smallmouth bass) is the source of this 968-nucleotide messenger RNA. RefSeq names its product IL-6 subfamily cytokine M17 (gene m17). Gene Ontology annotation, biological process: negative regulation of neuron apoptotic process; immune response; ciliary neurotrophic factor-mediated signaling pathway. Gene Ontology annotation, cellular component: extracellular region. The transcript has 3 exons. The coding region runs from base 22 to 711 and encodes 229 amino acids. NCBI's taxonomy places the organism in Eukaryota, Metazoa, Chordata, Actinopteri, Centrarchiformes, Centrarchidae. The record is from RefSeq and is a predicted model, not a curated record. Gene Ontology annotation, molecular function: ciliary neurotrophic factor receptor binding; cytokine activity.
GCCGAUGAUACUGAGGGGAGAAUGAAUGGUCAUGUAAAGAGUAUGCAUUUUCAACAAUUCAUGCAACCAGCAACAACGUUACUCUCUCUCCUGCUGGUUAUGGCUGUUGAUUCAACAAGAACUGUGGCAGCAAGCAGAAACCAGCAGUGUGGGAAUUCACUGCAACAGACUUUGAAGCUAACCAGACUCAUACAGAAGGAAUCUGUUGACCUAAUCAAAACAUAUAAAGCCUCUCAAGGAGAAAUGUCAGAGCUCUUUUGCAAGGUGUCAGUCAACAACGUCCCUGACCCCAACAUCUCCGGCCUUGAGCCAUCACAGAGGAUAGCGAGCAUCUACACACAUCUCCAAGCCUUCUUCCCACAUUUUAAACGGGUGUAUGAGCAGCAGACAGACUUACAGUUACCCACAAGCCCAUUGCUGACCAAGCUCACGGCCGUCAGUGCUGGCAGCAGGAACCUGGCAGAUCGCAUUAAAAGCUUUUAUCAGAGCCUCUUCCCGAACCUGCCGGAACCGGAGCCAGCAGGGGGGCCGACAACACUACCUCCACCCCAGAAUGUCUUCCAGCAGAAGGUCUACGGCUGUGUGGUCCUGAAGACCUACAAGGAGCUCCUGUCAAAUAUUUCCCGAGAACUGAGGACUCUACAAAAACAAAGUGUGCAGAAGGACACAAAAAAACACACUCUUUUUCUGAGGAUGACCUCAUGGCCUUAGACAGUCAGUUUUCAACAAUAAAGAUUUAAACAUAUGUGUGAGUAUGAAGGUGGCUGGUACAUCAGUGAAAUUAUUUAUGGUAUUUAAUAUUUAUUUUCUUGUGUGUUUCUGAUAAGACGAGUGCUGUCAAAAGAGGGUAAAGGGGCCCUAUGGAAGUCAUGUAUAUUUAAUUUGUCUAAUAUGUUAUGUAAGGUUCUACUUUGCUGAUGUAAACUUAUUUGGUGUAUAAAAUUAUUAAAAUAUACUUUGCAUCUGUA